This is a messenger RNA of Hemibagrus wyckioides, 5427 nucleotides long. It is a transcript of the gene lrch1, whose product is annotated as leucine-rich repeats and calponin homology (CH) domain containing 1. The transcript is spliced from 21 exons. The coding region runs from base 132 to 2381 and encodes 749 amino acids. NCBI's taxonomy places the organism in Eukaryota, Metazoa, Chordata, Actinopteri, Siluriformes, Bagridae. Gene Ontology annotation, molecular function: protein binding. The record is from RefSeq and is a predicted model, not a curated record.
CAGUAGAAAACACUGCGCAGUCGCGUGCAGCAGGACGGCGGAGGACAGGCUCUCGCGCGCUAAUUCGCCAGGGACGUUUCUCGGAGCCUCGUCGUUCGUGUUGAUUUCCGCCGGCGGCGGCCGAGGCGAUCAUGGAGGCGGUGUCCGGCGCGGUGGCGCCCAGGGUGGUGGGCGCGAGCCGCGGCGUGGAGCGCGCGCUGGAAGAGGCGGCGGGCUCGGGCUCGCUCAGCCUCAGCGCGAGGAAGCUGAAAGAAUUCCCCACCGCGGCCGCGCACUACGACCUCAGCGACACGGUGCACGCAGAUCUUUCAAAGAAUCGUCUGACGGAGGUUCCUCCUGAGGUCACGCGGCUUGUUUCAUUGGAAACGCUGAACCUUUAUCACAACUGUAUCAAAAGCAUUCCUGACACCGUCAUCAGCCUGCAGUCGCUCACCUCAUUAAACAUCAGUCGCAACCAGCUGUCAGUGUUGCCGGUGUGUGUGUGUGGUCUUCCCCUGCGAGUCCUCAAUGCCAGCAACAACAAACUCAACGCUCUGCCAGAAAGCAUCGGCCAGCUCACCAGUCUCAUGGAACUGGAUGUGAGCUGUAAUGAGGUCACGGCUCUCCCGCGCCAGAUCGGACGCCUCAAAGCUCUACGAGAACUAAAUGUGCGCCGGAACCUUCUGUGUGUCCUGCCUGAAGACUUGGCAGAUCUACCUCUGGUAAAGUUUGAUUUUUCCUGUAAUAAAGUUUCCACUAUUCCCAUCUGCUACCGCAAAAUGACUCAGCUACAAUCACUACAUCUAGAGAACAACCCACUACAGAGCCCCCCAGCACAGAUUUGUAUAAAGGGGAAGGUGCACAUAUUUAAGUACCUCACAAUGGAGGCGUGUCGCAGCGACAAGAUGGCCGACGCCCUCUACCUGCCUGUUAUGGACCACCUCAGUCUAUCACGUCCCACCACUGGCAGUACGGAGGACAUUGAUCAACAUCGGAAACUUGACAGCGACUCUGGGGUGGGCAGCGAUAAUGGGGACAAGCGGCUUUCUGCCACAGAGCCAUCUGACGAGGACAGUCUGAGUCUUAAUGUCCCUAUGUCCAACAUCACAGAAGAGGAAGGAAUAUGUAAAGAUGACUCCAUCGAGCAUAUCAGUUCCCUAACAGACCAAAGCCCGUCAGACUCAGGACAGUUCGGCUACAGAGAUUCUUCCUUUACUACUCGAUUCGUCAACUACAUCAAGGGCCGAGGUGUUGACUUCGACGAGCCCCUCAGAAUUGAGGAAGACAGUAACUGGGCAGCUGAGCAGUCGUCAAAGGUUAACCUGAUCAGCCCUCUAAAAGAGGCUGUGGAGCUCCUGCAGAAUCCUAACAGAGUGAACAUGAGCUCGUCUGAUUUGUCUGGAAUUAAACUCUACCCGGUGGAAAUGGUCACAGUGGACGAAUCUCUUAAUGGUCAGGAGAGCGAAGAUGGACAGACCACGCCUAAGGAUGGUCCGGAUGAAGGCUGGGAGUUCCAGAGGAAGAGGCAGUAUAUUCUGAAACGGGCUCGGCUGGAGGCCCAGCUUGCGUGCCAGCAGUACACCUUCUAUGUGGCUCAAAAGGGAGAGAUGAUUUGUCAGGAGAAGACAGAUGAUGCUCGAGCAGAGCAAGAGAAUAGUGAAGCCCAGAGCCCAGUGUUUUCACCGCCGUUUGGCUUGAAACCCCGAUCAGCUCCUCCCUCUGUCCCUUGCUCACCUUUAUCCAUCAAUAGAGACACGCCCACUAGGCCACAUGAUGGAGGUGUUCCUCUCAGGGUUUUCCUGAGAACUCCUAAGAGCCUCGAAUCAGUGGAUCCUCAGUUCACCAUGAGGAGAAGGAUGGAACAGCUUAGAGAGGAACUGGAACUCAUGGAGCAGCUACGAGAGAGCAUUGAGAGCAGGCUAAAGGUUGUGCUUCCUGAAGAUCUCGGCUCCUCACUCAUGGACGGUGUGGUGCUCUGUCAUCUAGCCAAUCAUGUUAGACCACGUUCAGUGGCUAGCAUCCACGUUCCUUCUCCAGCAGUACCCAAGCUCAGUAUGGCUAAAUGCCGCCGGAACGUCGAGAACUUCUUGGACGCUUGCAGGAAGAUCGGUGUUCCUGAGUCAUCUCUCUGUUCGGCAUACGACAUACUUCAGUGUUCGCUGAGGCCGGUCCGGGCCACGGUCCGAGCCCUGGUGUCACUGGAGGACAAGGCAUUGAAGAACAAAGAUGAAGGGAUGGAUGGAGAAACGGAGGAAAGAGAAAAAGUGGAAAGCGAAAGUCUCAGUCCCUGUCAGGAUCAGUCGUCUCCCUGGCAUGUCUGGGAUCUGAUUGGCUCGAGACUGGUGCACCUGUUCUGCCUGCUGCUUCUGUUCGGGGCCUACACCUGGAGCGAACUGACAUAACACACACUCUUACACUCGACGUUACACUUACACACACUAACACAAUCUGUGGAUAGCACAUGCCGUUACCCAAAAUUUACACCGUACAUGCGAUCCACACUGCACAUGUUCCAUUCGUGCUAUUUGCACAAAAGCACGCUACAUUUUUAUGACAAAAUUAAAUAAAUAAAUAAAUAAAUAAAUAAAUACACAAACGCCGUAAAGUAUUAAAAGAGAUCAGCUUUUUCAGUUAUCUGUGGGUGUAUUUCGCACAACUGCAAGUCGCACAAUCAUGAUAUUGUAGAUUUAAUGAAGUUUACAGUGAAUAAAAAGUGGAAGUGGAAGAUAAAUUUAUUUUAUAGUGUCAUUCAUGGUGUUACUGACAGUGCAGUCCAUGACUGACAGGAGCAGAAGCCAUGCCUACUUUGUGGUGACUGACAAACACAGAGGCCACGCUUCCUAUUUUGUGACUGAGAGCCACAAAGGCCACACCUCUUUUAUUGUUACUGGCAGACACAGAGGCCACACCUCCUUCAUUGUUACUGACAGGCAUAGAGGCCACACCUCUUUCUCUAGGGCUGACAGGCACAGAGGCCACACCUCUAUUAUUGUGACUGACAGCCACAGAGGCCACACCUCCUUCAUUGUUACUGGCAGACACAAAGGCCACACCUCCUUUUUAGGACUGACAGGCACAGGGGCCACACCUUCUUUAUUGUGACUGACAGGCACAGAGGCCACACAUCUUUCUCUAGGGCUGACAGGAACAGAGGCCAUACCUCCUUUAUUGUUACUGGUAGACACAGAGGCCACACCUCCUUUUUUAGGGAUGACAGGCACAGAAGCCACACCUCCUUAAUUGUUUCUGGCAGGCACAAAGGCCACACCUCCUUUUUAGGGCUGAUAGGCACAGGAGCCACACCUUCUUUAUUGUGACUGACAGGCACAGAGGCCACACAUCUUUCUCUAGGGCUGACAGGAACAGAGGCCAUAUCUCCUUUAUUGUUACUGGUAGACACAGAGGCCACACCUCCUUUUUUAGGGCUGACAGGCACAGAGGCCACACCUCUGUUAUUGUUACUGACAGGCACAGAGGCCACACCUCCUUAAUUGUUACUGAAAGAUGCAUAGGCCACACUGCCUUAAUUGUUACUGACAGGCACAGAGGCCACACGUCUAUUAUUGUGACUGACAGGCACAGAGGCCUCACCUCCUUUUUUAGGACUGACAGGCACAGAGGCCACGCCUUUAUUAUUGUAACUAACAUUCAGAGAUGCCACACCUCCUUCUUUAGGGCUGACAGGCACAGAACCCUCCUUUUUUAGGGCUGAGUGUCACAGAGGCCAAACCUCCUUCAUUGUUACUGACAGUGACUACAACUCCUUUUCUAGGGCUUACAGGCAGAGAUGCAUUGAGGAGGAAGAGACAUUGGAAAAGAGACAGGAUAAUGUUUCUAACCAAGUAAUAAAAACGAGUUUGAAAUUAAAACUGUUACAGUUUAUAGAUAUGCAAAAAAGUGGCAGUUUUGAGGUCAACUGGAUGGGGUGUUUUUCAAGGAUGUGUGUGAUUAUUUUAGCAGGGAUUAUUAGCACAAUGCUAAUAAAGCUAAUAUGCAUUUAGUACACUUAUUGGCUACUUAAGUGUAAAAGUAAAAAAGUAAACAUUUGGACAAUAAACCUUGGCUGAUUUGAGGUUAAUAAUUUAACAUGGAGUCAUUCUUCACCUGACUCAGCCUCAGCUGGUAAUAAACGAGGCCGUUUAACAACACACGUCUCUCAUGCACAUUUCAUGCUUCCCCUAUUUUCUAUGAUUCAGUCUCAGAACACUUUUCAGCUAAGUAUAUACACCAAGCUUUAUUAGCCACUCUUCUAAAAUGUUGGUCAGUCUUCUAAAAUUCACCAGUGAUGCGAUUUUACAUUGAAGUAACAUCAAGAUCACAUCACAAGCACUCUACUGCACACACGGUGAUAAAUCAGCUUGCUACAGUAUCUUAUUUUCCUGCCAAAUAUCUUGUUAGCUUCUGUCUCUGUUUACACUCUGACUUUUACACAUGGCACGUUUCUAUCGAGAUUUUCUGCAACAUACACACAAAAAGAGGAGGAGUGGAAACCACACUAAUACUGGUUUCAGGUCUUUAACAAUUUAUUUCAAUUACAAAUAUCACAUGUGCAAUAUCAUGUAUUGGUAUUUGUUAUUAUCGUAGUAUUUGUAUUGAAGGGCUAAUCUAACAUAUGAUGCUCAUACGGACGCGUGCUCUGUGGCUUCAGACUCUUUUGAUCACACCUUUACUGACUUCCACUCUACAAGAAACCUAAACAAUAGACAUCAACUGUGAUCAAUCCACAACGAGUGUAAACUGUAUAGCAGUAACAGUGGAGUUCAGGUGAUUUUGUGCACUUAUUGUCUUGUUCUCUUUUAACAGUAUAUAAUCAUACUGACCUGCAAACGUGUUUGUGUGCUAAUUAGCUAGCAUAAUAACCACAUAAGUUCCACCAACGGAGAGGAGAGUUGGAGGAAUAAAAUCCAAUUGCAAUAAAUAUUAUUAUUAUUAUUAUUAUUAUUAUUAUUAUUGUCUUUGGUAAGAUAUUUUUUUGUUAUACCUAGUUCAGUGGUUUUACUAUAUGCUUUUUAGAGUAUUAUAAGCUGCCAUCGAACUCAUCGAACACCCCUUAGCAUCGAGGGGAAGUGGUCAAGGGUGUGAUGAAAACAGGUCUGCAGGAUGACACCAGGAACAUUUGCACUUGAAUCUUGAAUGAAGGGAAACAUUGAUUUUUAACCUUUGGACUGAAAGUAUUUACAGUUUUUUUCCUUAACUGCUUUUCAGGUACAUUAUGGCUAAAGCCCUUUUACUUACAGUCAUUAAAAACAUUAUUUUUGGACAAACAGUAAUGAAGAAUGAGAGAAUCUUGUUUGAGAUCUAUUUUGAAAAAUCUUCAUGGCUGCAAAUGUGUUUUUUUUUUAAUUUGCUUUGGUUCUUCUUGUUUUCUCUCUGACACACUGAUGUAAUCAUCUAUAAUGUCGUUAUUAUGAGGCUGUGAACAGCUAAUAAAUGUACAGUUUGAGGUUC